CUACUGAACAGACGACCACAGAUCCAGACAGAGAGGAACCUCGCCCGGAAGAUGACAACAAAACGACAGACGGGUCCUUUGACAAGCAAAUGGAUGUCGAGGAAGAGAAAGGACAGGAGGAAGAUACCUGCCUAAUGUUGAAGUAUGACGAGAAGCCGUCUCUCAGACAUGACCCCAGUGACAUCGCUCGCCUGGAGGAGCAGACGACAGCUGUCAGUGUUCUGCCAGAGCAGACGACAGACCGAAAUACGGACGAGGACGAAGAAGUAGAACGACUGAUGUCAGAUGGAGAUGAAGAUGCCGAGAGUAUACUGAUCAAAGCCGACGAGAAUCUUCCCGUCUCCUCAUCAUCACAAGAUUUCGAAAUUCGGUUCGAUCUGUCCAACUACAAACCAGAAGACAUCCGGGUAGUUGUAAGUAAUGGUGACGUCACCGUGGAAGCCGAGCGUGAGAGCAAGUGUGACGGGUACAGCGAAACUGAGACACUGCGAAGGCGCAUUCGUCUCCCAGACAAAGUGGACCAGUCCAUGUUGACGAGUGUCCUGAAUGCAGAGGGCGAGAUGACCAUUCAGGCGCCAUUCCUGUCUCAGACCAUCAGUGGAAAGGAAGAGCAAACUGUUCCAAUUGUUUGGGAGUGAUUUAAGAUUUGUGAAGUUAGUGUCGGAUACACAGGACUCAUGUGUUGAAGUGGUCUGACACAUUUUGACUGAUAUGCUAUUUUGUGAGAAUAUGCGUUUUGAUAUAUAUUUAAUGUCAAAAAGCUGAUGAUAGCUCCUUUGAAAAUGGUAUUAUAAAUUUGAUGGUUCCAUGAAAUAUUAUAUCUCUGUGAUAUCAAGAAUUGAUUACAUUAUCUUGGUUUAGUUAUAAUCGUAUAUUUGUAAAUGAAAGCUAUUGUCCUAUUAGUAUUUGGUUGCCUUGUGAACACUCAUGCAAUUACCUACCUGAAAAUUCGAGAUAUUUCAUUGAUUUCCAUUUUGUUGUUGAUCAUUGUUCACAAACAGUCCAAGGCCUUAUUUUGUCAUUUAUCAAUUUCAUGUAUUUCACCAUGCAUUUGUUCUUGUUCCACAAAGUAAUAAAAUGAAAUCAUGCAUCCAGA
This is a messenger RNA of Haliotis rubra (blacklip abalone), 1096 nucleotides long. RefSeq names its product alpha-crystallin A chain-like. The transcript has 2 exons. Gene Ontology annotation, biological process: response to heat; protein refolding. The coding region runs from base 90 to 638 and encodes 182 amino acids. NCBI's taxonomy places the organism in Eukaryota, Metazoa, Mollusca, Gastropoda, Lepetellida, Haliotidae. The record is from RefSeq and is a predicted model, not a curated record. Gene Ontology annotation, molecular function: protein folding chaperone.